Molecule: messenger RNA, 2530 nt
Organism: Clarias gariepinus (North African catfish)
Lineage: Eukaryota; Metazoa; Chordata; Actinopteri; Siluriformes; Clariidae
Gene: erlin2
Product: ER lipid raft associated 2
Exons: 12
Coding region: 87-1064 (325 amino acids)
Biological process (GO): SREBP signaling pathway
Cellular component (GO): endoplasmic reticulum membrane; endoplasmic reticulum
Molecular function (GO): ubiquitin protein ligase binding; cholesterol binding
Source: RefSeq, a predicted model, not a curated record
CGUAACCGUGCGUCAUGACGCCAUGGAGAGUUUGAGACGCUCAGGUGUCUAACCCGGAUUAUCUGAAUUAAUUUAGACAGGUCAGGAUGACAGCGGGGGCCGUGCUUUCUGUGAUCCUGGCCAUCGGAGGCGCUGCGUUGUUUUCCGCCGUUCACAAGAUUGAAGAAGGACACACAGCUGUUUAUCACAGAGGUGGCGCUCUGCUGACGGCUACCAGUGGCCCGGGGUUUCACCUCAUGCUGCCUUUCAUCACCACCUACAAGUCAGUACAGACCACACUGCAGACAGACGAGGUGAAGAACGUUCCAUGUGGCACAAGCGGUGGGGUGAUGAUCUAUUUCGAUCGGAUUGAAGUGGUGAACUACCUCAUACCAUCAGCCGUGUACAGCAUCGUGAAGAACUACACGGUGGACUACGACAAGGCUCUGAUCUUCAACAAAGUGCACCAUGAGCUGAACCAGUUCUGCAGCGUACACACACUCCAGGAGGUUUACAUCGGGCUGUUCGAUCAGAUUGAUGAGAACCUGAAGCUCACCCUGCAGGAGGACCUGACCCACAUGGCUCCCGGUCUUAUCAUUCAGGCUGUCCGUGUGACUAAACCCAACAUCCCCGAGUCCAUCCGCAGAAACUACGAGCUCAUGGAAACUGAGCGCACCAAGCUGCUGAUCGCCGCACAGACUCAGAAGGUGGUGGAGAAGGAGGCGGAGACUGAGAGGAAGCGAGCCGUGAUUGAGGCAGAGAAGAUCGCUCAAGUGUCCGUGAUCAAGUUUGGACAGAAGGUGAUGGAGAAGGAGACAGAAAAAAAGAUCUCUGAAAUCGAAGACAGCGCGUUUGUUGCUCGGCAGAAAGCGAAAGCAGAUGCAGAGUUUUACACGUCUCAGAGAGCAGCUGAAGCCAACAAGAUGAAGCUGACGCCCGAGUACCUGCAGUUGAUAAAGUACAAAGCCAUAGCGACGAACAGUAAGAUCUACUUCGGCAGCGAGAUCCCGCGCAUGUUCCUCGACUCCAGGAGCGCGUCCAAGCCCACGGAGCUCCUAGCUGAGGACGUCCUGAACAUGGACUGACGCUGAAGGGAGACGACGGGUAUCACAGAGUUACAGAGCUGACGUUUCUGCUCUCGCUCUGAGCCUCGAGUGAAGUCCUGGGGGUUUUAUGCACGUGUUUUCGCCACAAACACACACACACACCCUCACACAGACCUGUGUUUAAAACUGAGCAUUAUUUUGAUGUCAAAACAAAAAGCCUGAAGCUGGACAGAAGGUUGACCUUCCGUACUGAAGAUUAUUUUUUAUGUUUUUUGUUUUUUUUUCGAAUGAAGAACACUCCAAGACAGAUAAAAAAAAAGGCAAGCAGAGACAUCUCUAACACGAGAUGCCAGAUAUCAAGCUGAAUGGGUGUGUUAUUGUUUGUUAUUAAUAUGUUUGAACCCCUGUCAAUUCAAGCUUUUACAUUUUUACAUUGUUUCAUAGUCUCUCAUAGUUUUUUCACUGUAUUACUACAGAAGAGAAUCGUGACCCGCUUCUGCACUGGGGGAGAAAAACAAACCUUUGUUUCACGGAUUUAAUACUCAAGACCAUAUUUCAUGUCCCUAAGGAUAUGCUGGUUGUCUUGGCAACUCUCUUUAUAUAGUUUUCCAAAAAUAAAAAAGUUCCAGUACACAUUCCUAAACGACUUGUUUUGUCCGUAUCAUCGGAUAUAGAUCUGUCACAACAUCUGAAUACAUAACCUUUAGCUUUGAUUGUACACACACUGUGGUGUCCAGUUUGUGUGUGUAAAUGAUUCCUCAUACUCCCUGAACUGCUCGGUCACACUCUGAGACCUGGGAUACGGCCCCAUAACGUUGCUGAGUCUAGACCUGAGUAACUGGUCAACCCCAGAUCAUAACACUGUCUCCAGAGGCUCGUACAGUGGACACUAUGAUCACAUCAUGCGCUUCCCUUGGUACCCUGACACGCCCAUCACUCUGGAAUAGACUAGAUCUGCACUCAAUCAGGUCACAUGAUCAUUUUUCCCCCCCAUCGCUCCGAAUUCCAGUCUUUAUCCUUUCUAGCAAACUAAAGCCUUUCUCAUCACAUUGUGUGUGUAUGGAAAUGUUUUUACUUUCACUUAUAUUAAACAAAACUCUGAUUUUUUUUCUGGAGUUUUUGUUUUUUUAUCCUGUGACUUCAAGCGUUUAAGUGAUCUCCCGUCAUGUUCAUUUAGGAUGUUUUUUUCUUCGGUGAAGUUGAGGGGUUCAUCUCCAUCCUUCCAGGGUUUAAUUAUACUUUGGGCAAUUCUUAAUUCAUGUUAUUUUUGCAAUCUCUUUAGUUGUUGUCUGCUCGAUGCAGGCCGUUCUAAAAUGGAAAUUCUACCUCCUUCUACAGGUGACUUUUUGUUGGAAAGUAAGAAAGAAUUAGAAGGUAUACAUUAAAAAAUGACUAAAUUGUGUAUUAAAAAAUCACUGCAAAACCUUAUGGACUGUUAAAUUUGUAAAUGUUUGAAAUUUUCAGACACCUUUGACUAAAGAAUUGAUUAAAACAUUUUUCACAAA